AUGCUUCCUCCCAGUCUGACCUGGCCCGGAUUUGGGAUUCAGGAUCCAGGAUUCAAGAAGGCAGAGUGGGCGGGUCUGCCACCCGCAGGCAGGCCGGGAUGAAAUAUUCAUUUUGACACCCUGGGGUGGUGUCUGGCCAGGCCCCAGCCCCAGGGCCUUUAUAAAGAGCAGCUGGGUGCAGGUGCAGAGCCCACAGCCUGAGGCCGGGGACAGAGGACCAGGGAGACCUGAGUGUGAACACCCACCACACCCCGCAGACACCUGGCAAGAUGGGGACCCACCUGGUGCUGGGACUGACCGUCUGCAUCUUACUGGGGCCUCUUGUGGGCUCCAUGCCCCUGCAGGAGGAAGAGCCCUACGCGGAGCCGCCGGCCCUGCCCUACUGGCCUUUCUCCACCUCCGACUUCUGGAACUACGUGCUGGAGCUGCAGGCCCAGGGCGCCUACCCCCAGCUGGAGGACCUGGCUCGCACCUUCUUUGCCCACUUCCCGCUGGGGGCCACCCUGGGCUUCCAUGUCCCCUACCAGGAGGACUGAGGGGCCAGGCUGCCCAGCUGCGGGGUGUAGGGGCCUCUCCCCAAUAAACAACAAACU
Molecule: messenger RNA, 593 nt
Organism: Erinaceus europaeus (western European hedgehog)
Lineage: Eukaryota; Metazoa; Chordata; Mammalia; Eulipotyphla; Erinaceidae
Gene: OTOS
Product: otospiralin
Exons: 4
Coding region: 270-536 (88 amino acids)
Biological process (GO): sensory perception of sound
Source: RefSeq, a predicted model, not a curated record